CCCUCCAAACUGCAGCACAUUAUGGAGGACUGCUUACCCCAUGGACGUUUACCAUUUAUGAUUUUAAAAAGCUUGAAGCCUUCGCUUGUCAUUUGCCCACUCAGAUGGCAUUUCCCAGUAUCUCUUGCCAGCUCCAAAGGCCUGCGUGCCAUGCCACAGGGGUCCCAUUCUGCUCUCCACCAGGGCCAAAUGGGGGAAGAAUGUCCUCAGUUGUCCUCACCGCUCUCCACCGCUGACCAUGUCCAGGGUAACCUAGAUUUGAGCCUGGACUGUUACGGCCAAGUGUACAUGGAGCCGCUGGACGGCGAGGGGGAACGUCCGGUGAGCCUGGUGUCCACCCUGUCCUCCGGUUCAUCCCGGGAUAGCCACAGCCUUUUUGGAAGCACAGCGGCCCUUCCUUCCUCCACCACACCCCCCAUACCGAGCGAGGAGGACAUCGACCUGGAGUUGAGCCCAGCAGAAGGCACUAGAGAGCAGGCAGGAAAUCGGAGUCCCACCCUUACUGGUUCCAGGGAACGCUGGCGGCAACCGUUGGAUCCCAGGGUGAUCAGCAACCAAUGGAAUAACAACAACGCCACCGCCAACAGAAGGGCGAGCGUGGGAAUACCUUACAGCCCCACCUCACCUGUCGUCUCAGAGACCAUGGCCCCCAACCCAAAGCUGACCUACAUGGACCGUGUUGUCAUGGAGAUCAUAGAGACGGAGCGCAUGUAUGUGAAAGACCUGCGCAGCAUCGUGGAGGACUAUUUGGCUCACAUUAUUGAUAUGUCCAACCUUCCCAUACGGCCUGAGCAAGUCUGCGCCCUUUUUGGAAACAUAGAGGACAUCUAUGAGUUUAACAGUGAACUGUUGCAGUCUUUGGACAUGUGUGAGAGCGACCCCGUGGCGAUCGCGCAGUGCUUCGUGAACAAGAGUGAAUACUUUGAAAUCUACACCCAGUAUUGCAACAACUAUCCCAACUCAGUAGCAGCUCUGACCGAAUGCAUGAGGAGUAAAACUCUGGCCAAGUUCUUCAGGGAUCGGCAGGCUGCGCUGAAGCGGUCUCUCCCUUUAGGCUCCUACCUGCUAAAGCCGGUUCAGAGGAUCCUGAAAUAUCACCUGCUCCUUCAGGAAAUUGCAAAGCACUUUGACCCCGACGAGGAAGGUUGUGAGGUCAUUCAGGACGCCAUAGACACAAUGACAGGAGUGGCCUGGUACAUCAACGACAUGAAGAGGAAACAUGAACACGCUGUCAGAGUGCAGGAGAUCCAGUCUCUUCUGAUCAACUGGAAGGGUCCUGACCUGACCACGUAUGGAGAGCUGGUGCUGGAGGGAACCUUUCAUGUGCUGAGAGCGAAGAACACCCGCACUCUCUUCCUCUUCCAAAAGAUGCUUCUCAUUACCAAGAAAAGAGGGGAACACUAUGUCUACAAGAUCCAUAUACUGUGCUCGACCCUAAUGCUUCUUGACAGCGCAAAAGAUCCCCUGCUCUUCAGUGUUAUCCAUUUCAAGCGUCCCAAGCAGCCCCACACAGUGCAGGCCAAGUCUGUUGAAGAGAAGCGUCUCUGGGCUCAUCACAUCAAGAGGCUCAUUCUUGAGAAUCACAACACCAUCCUGCCGCAGAAGACAAAAGACAUCACUGUGGACAACUCAAACUAUCCAGCGAAACACCAGUAUAGUCCUGAGAGGCUGAUGAAAGCAGAGUGCCAGGCUGACGACUUCCAUCGAGGACGAAAUGGGAGGAGGAGAUCCGAGCCAGUGAAACACAUAACCAGCACAAGAGCUGUUUUGAAGCAUGCAGACAGUGAGGGCGCGCUGCUGGGGAACAGGGGCUCCCUCCCGCCAGCCACUAGCGUCGGUGCACUGACCUCCAGUCUAGGCGAGCCCCAGGCUGAGAGGCCGUGUGUGGACGAGCUAAUCCCCCAGAGUCCCACUGACAGCAACCCUACACUGGGGGCUUCACCCAGUCAAGGGAAGCUGGAGGAGGAGGAGGAGAAGGAGGAGGAGGGGGGGGAGAGCUACACGGAGGAUGUACUGAUGGGAGACGACCAGGUAGCCGACUUUGCCAGCUCAGUGCUGGCGGCCAUCUCCUGCUGGCACUCUAAAGCCAGGGCUUUGCUUUCCACUCACUUCACAACGGAGGAUCAGAAUGGAGAUGCAUCCGAUCUGCAAACGUCUCCAGUUGAAGAGAUGGACAUUUGCAGGCAGGAGCAAAACAAUGAGGAUGUGAAAGAAACUCUCAGCUCAGAGGUCAGUGUCCAGGAGCUGCGUCCUUUAAACGGGGUCCCCCCAGCAGAAGAGAGCAGCCAGUUGGAGCGGGGUUACUCCCAAAGCCCCGAGUCCCCCGUGGCCCCGUCCCAACCAGAAACUGACAUCCCAGAACCUGUGGGAACCUCGGGGGAGACUGGGGAGUCAUCGGAGGGAGGGAGUGACUCCUCCGGUCUUCAGGUAGAAGAGACGAGCGUGCUGACAAACGGAGAACUGUCGGAAGAGGAAGAGGAGGUGGCUUCGUAUAAUAAAAGCAUCCUGCCGCCGUCCGUGCUGGACCAGGCGAGUGUGAUCGCGGAGCAUUUCAGCAGCCUGUCACGGAGGAGCAGUCUGGUUUCUGAGGACCUCGGUUCUCUCGCCUGCCCUUCAACCCCUCUCGAUAACGACGAGCUACAAAGUCCCUCAGCUCGCAUGGACUUGGAGAAACAGAUUGAAUUGAUGGCCAAGUCUUCACCAGAGCCACCAGCUUCCCCCGACGCUAAUCCAUCAGUUCCCGUCGACGUGUUCGAGCUGAGCGAAGGGGAACCUCGGUCCACCCUCUCCAAACAAGACCGGCUCCUCAUCCGUAAAAUCAGGCGAUACUAUGAGCAUGCAGAACACCAAGAUGCUAACUUCGGCAUCAAGCGCAGGGAGAGUUUGUCUUAUAUUCCAGCCGGUCUGGUGAGACAUCUGAGUCAACAGCUUAACAGUAUUCCUCAGGAGGAGGCCGUCCCCGCCCAACGGAAAGCCCUCUCCAGAGACAGGCCCACUUCCUGGUCCGUGUUUGACCUUCCAGGUUUAGGGAGGAGUCAAAAACCGGAACCGCAGACCCCUUUUGAAGCCAAGGUUCGAUCUCAAAGCGUCACAGUGUCCACUGCAGAAGAAGAAGAAGAGUUCAGACCCUCCUCUGAUAUGCUUAAGAUUUGGCAAGUCAUGGAAAUUGAGGAGGACAGUGGGGAAGUCCAGCAGACAGCGGAAAAGACGGAUAACGACGGAAGAUUAGAAGUUGUUCAACACAUCGCCUCAGAGCCCUCAAACGUCAAAACCGAUGAGCAGCCACCUCACACUUUUGAGGAGCCUGAAACAAACCCUGCCUCAGAAACGUCUUCCGUGUCAUCACCUACUACGAGUUCCCCGGCAGCGGAGGGAGCACCGGUUUGGGACUCAAAGCCACCAAGGCCGCCCACGCUUCAGGAAAAUGCUAACGUCCACCCUAGCCAUCUACCUAGGGGCAUUAGCUUCCGAACCAGCAUGGAGGAAGACCAGAUCCUGCAAGACAUGGGAAAGAUGAAGAACAAGGUGUUCCAGUUGGCCCGUCAGUACAGCCAGCGCAUCAAGAAUAACCGGCCUCUCGUCUGGCAGAGGAGCCGGCAGACAGGAGCUCAGGAGGAGCUCAAGAACAUGCCUGACGUCCGUGAGGAAAAGAUUAAGAAAAGAGGUAAACUCACCAGGAGAUUCCCCAUCAAUGGUUGUGAUCAAGCAGUCAUCCAUGAGGUGCGUUCUCCCAGUCCAGUCCAGACGCCCCCCUGCUCUGCAGGCAGCUCGCAGGGGACGGUCGGCUCCCCACAAACAGAGACCUUCCACUGGCCCGACGUUCAGGAGCUGCGCUCCAAGUACGCCGAGACCCGCCGCUCUGCAAAAGUCAACUGCGUUUGCAAAGCCCCAAAUGAGCUGCAGGAGAGCUGUAGCAGUUGUUCUCAGUGUCCCAAAGCUCCGCCGGACUGCUGCAGGAGUCAGUCCGUGCCCAUACACAGAGAAACGGCGGGGGAGGACUGGCCUCAGCACCAGACACACUCGCUGCUGUGUCGGUGGAACUCCCUGGACCACAUGCUCGGGUCUCUGCCCCUACAUGAAGUGCAGAACCUUCAGGAACCCAUGUGGGCCUGCGUUGCAGUGGGCAAACUCCAAGAGGAGGACGGUCUCCCCCAGGAGGAUCCAAGCAGCCUAAAGUCUGCCGCCUCGAGUUCAGGGAAAAGCUCAGACAGUAAUCACGUGAAAAGUUUGCGGCAGAAGUUCCAGGGUUUCAACACGAGCUGAUGAAGAGAUGUUUUUAAUAUCGGGAACAGUCUGAUGCUUUUCAACAUUAGUUCUGUGGCGUUCUUCUUGAGAAGAGCAUUACUCGCCGUCUGCGAGGCGUUUUCAGUGUCGUGCACGGUGAUGAUGUUGGCCCAGUGUAACAUAAAAGGGGAUGUUAUUAAUAAGCUUUCCUGUCUUACUCUUAAAAAGCUUAAAUAUUUCUACACUGGGUAUACUGUAUGUCUGCACAGUACAAAAUAUAUGUAAAAUAUGUAUAUAGUCCCUUGUAUCAAAUGGAAAAAUUGGGUAUAUUUUUUAUUACAUCCAUUUAUUUGGUACCUAGCCACUGUGUGUUGCUAUAGUUACUAUGGCAGUACUUUUACUCUUGAGGAGAAAGCAGGAAUUCUCGUUGCACAGUUCAGUUGUUAGUCUUUUCAUUCACCAAAGACGGUUGCCUUUUGACAUUUGUUUCCUUUUGAUGUAAAACAAUACAGCAACAAUUGUCCCCACGUUUGCUUUAGCUGUUUGUAAAACGGUUCUUACUCGACACUGGAGCUUUAUAUUUCUCAGCGAGUUGUAUAUUAAACGUUAUUUAUGGCAUUGGAUAAUAUUUGGGCAAGUUUACUGUAAAUACUGACUAAAAGAAAAUACUUUAUUUUUCAGUUACAAAUGUGUAUCAUUUCAUACUGUACGUGGGGUUUCAAUAUUUUCAAUAAAAAAACAAAUGUUUCAACAUGCUUGGUAUAAUGUACU
Molecule: messenger RNA, 4995 nt
Organism: Cololabis saira (Pacific saury)
Lineage: Eukaryota; Metazoa; Chordata; Actinopteri; Beloniformes; Belonidae
Product: pleckstrin homology domain-containing family G member 3
Exons: 19
Coding region: 22-4263 (1413 amino acids)
Molecular function (GO): guanyl-nucleotide exchange factor activity
Source: RefSeq, a predicted model, not a curated record